AAAGAGAUUAUUAUUAUUAUGGAGGGGAAGGUUAUUGGAGAUCUGACUGAGUCUUCAUUGAAGAUAGUCUCUGUUCUUGACAAAGGUAUCUACGGCUCUGUGUCCAACAACAAGAAUGAUUCAAACUUGGAGAAAUCUUACAUGAAGAAGACAAGUACGCUCAAACAUUCCGACAAUCUCGAGAGGGAGCUUAAGGCCAUGCUUCACUUCCACACCAAUCCCUUCAUCGUCCAAGCUUCGUGCCCUCAUCUUCACUUCGAGUGUAACACCAAAAGCGCGACUUUGUGUUACAUCUACAUGGAGUAUGCGUCCUUAGGCAAUCUCGACAAGAUGAUCUCUGAUGCCGGAGGGAGAUUGCCUGAAUAUAGUGUCAGACGUGCCACUCGUAUGAUCCUACAAGGACUCAAGGCUCUUCACUCGGAAGGUUACGUUCAUUGCGACCUCAAACCCUCCAAUGUGUUUGUCUUCCCUUCCAACACUCCUGGAGAGCCAUGGGAUCUCAAGCUUACUGGUUUAGGCUUAUCCAAAGGCAAAGAGCCUACUAUGGACUCUAGCCUAUCGUUUCCUGGAACCCUCGAGUACAUGCCGCCUGAGGCCACCGCUGAACGGUAUAGGUUUUCUGGGCCGGACUUAUUGGUCGGACCGGCCCGUGAUAUAUGGUCGCUAGGGCGUACGGUUCUUAAGAUGUUUGGGGGUGUCCCUCAUGAGAUGGGAAACUGUAUCGCGUGGAGAAUAGAAGGGUAUCUCUCUCCAGCUGCACAAGACUUCUGGAGGCAGUGCCGUACGUGGCGACCUACAGAUAGGCCCACCGUGGAUAAGCUCUUGGACCAUCCUUUUGUUGCUGAAAAACUUUCAUCCUUUCUUGAGGUUCCUUUCUUUCAUAGAAAAGGAUAUUAUAAGAUGUGUGAAGGAUUCAAUCCAAAACCUGGAGACAUUAACUGGCUCUUCUGA
Messenger RNA from Arabidopsis lyrata subsp. lyrata, 951 nucleotides. Its product is annotated as mitogen-activated protein kinase kinase kinase 5. The record is from RefSeq and is a predicted model, not a curated record. Gene Ontology annotation, biological process: protein phosphorylation. Bases 19 to 951 code for a protein of 310 amino acids. Gene Ontology annotation, molecular function: protein kinase activity; ATP binding. The transcript has a single exon. NCBI's taxonomy places the organism in Eukaryota, Viridiplantae, Streptophyta, Magnoliopsida, Brassicales, Brassicaceae.